AUGGAUUCCCCAGCAGUUGACCGUGACUGCAAGCGCAAUGGCAGCAGAUGUCAGACCCUCUACGCCUCACUCCUUGCGCCCAAUGUGGUCCCCGUAACCCCUCCCACACUUUGCUGGAGACAUUGCAAGAGAUGGCGACUGACUGAUGUCAGUGACGUUUUUGCAGUCAGUUUCCUUUCGAAAUUGUCUGGCUGUGCGCUUAUAAAUGUAGACACGUCAGAAUGCUUGCAAUAG
This is a messenger RNA of Opisthorchis viverrini, 234 nucleotides long. RefSeq lists its product as hypothetical. The record is from RefSeq and is a predicted model, not a curated record. The transcript is spliced from 2 exons. Bases 1 to 234 code for a protein of 77 amino acids. NCBI's taxonomy places the organism in Eukaryota, Metazoa, Platyhelminthes, Trematoda, Opisthorchiida, Opisthorchiidae.